Capra hircus (goat) is the source of this 1171-nucleotide messenger RNA. It is a transcript of the gene TMEM128, whose product is annotated as transmembrane protein 128. The coding region runs from base 42 to 539 and encodes 165 amino acids. The transcript is spliced from 5 exons. The record is from RefSeq and is a predicted model, not a curated record. NCBI's taxonomy places the organism in Eukaryota, Metazoa, Chordata, Mammalia, Artiodactyla, Bovidae.
AGGUUAACGUCACUUCCGCCCCGUUUCUGGGUGGUGCCAAGAUGGAUGCUCUACGGGCUCGGGAGCAGCUGCGGCGGCGGUACUUGUUCCCGCCGGACGCGGAGGUCCCACUGGAACACGAAGGCUACCGCAGGCCGGAAACCUCUACAGCUGUUGAGAAAAAGGAGAAACCUCUUCCAAGACUUAAUAUCCAUUCUGGGUUCUGGAUUUUGGCAUCCAUUGUUGUUACCUAUUAUGUUGACUUCUUUCAAACUGUUAAAGAAAACUUCAACACCAGUAGUUGGUUUCUCUUCGGCAGUGCCUUGCUGCUCGUCAGCGUGUCGAUUGCGUUUUUCUGCAUCGUCUAUCUGGAGUGGUAUCGUGGAAUUGAAGAUUAUGAUAUCAAGUAUCCAGCACUGAUACCCAUUACAACUGCUACUUUUAUUGUAGCAGGAAUUUGCUUCAAUGUCGCUUUAUGGCACGUGUGGUCAUUUUUCACUCCACUGCUGCUGUUUACCCAGUUUAUGGGGGUUGUAAUGUUGACCUCACUCCUUGGAUGACUUCUAAAGGGGGAAGGGCGUGUUAGUGAUUAACAUCCUGCUAGCUGAAGGCACUACAGACACAAUGGUGAAGCUACAGUGUGUUUUUGCAUCUACAAAGUGAAUGGUUUCCUUGGAAGAAUUUUAACUUUAUAACUUUAUAGCUGAAAUCAGAAUAAAUUAUAUUUCAUUUGCAUAUUUCUAAACUCAAGUGAUUAGCGAAUUUUUCAGACUCAAAGUAUUCUAUUCAAGACAGGAAUAAUUUAAUUUGCAAUGUUAAUCUGUUUGGAUCAUUGGAGAAACUGUUGGUGUAAAAAUUUAAACAAAUUUUCAUAGAGAUGCAUACUGUACUCCAGUAUUAUAGAGCAUUUAAGGGCAACAAUUCAUUGUAUGAAGUGACUGGCUGUGUAUUUAAAGGUGUGAUAGUGUCAUGUGCCUUUAAUCCAACUUCAGCAAUUCCUAUAAAAUUUCAUUUUGAUAAUAGUUUUGUUAAGGGGAGGACCAAUCGAAAGGAUUUGUGUUUUCCCAACUUGGGAUUUUAUCACUGUGUAAAUUAUUGGGUUUUUAGUGUUUGUUUAACAUAGGAACUUUUAAUCAUUUUAAGUAUGUGUAAUUUUUUUCUUAAUAUUUAAAUAAAAUAUUUUUAUAGCUUU